Messenger RNA from Raphanus sativus (radish), 519 nucleotides. Its product is annotated as glycine-rich RNA-binding protein GRP1A-like. NCBI's taxonomy places the organism in Eukaryota, Viridiplantae, Streptophyta, Magnoliopsida, Brassicales, Brassicaceae. The coding region runs from base 1 to 519 and encodes 172 amino acids. The transcript is spliced from 2 exons. The record is from RefSeq and is a predicted model, not a curated record.
AUGACUUACAUAUCCUUCUCUUUGUGUAGAAGCAAUUCAGAUGACAAUGGUGGUGGUGUAGACAACGGAUACCGUGGCGCUGGCAACAGUGGAGGCCAUGGUGGAGGUGGCGGUGGAUACCGUAAUGGAUGCGGUGCCGCGGUGGUGAUUGUGGAAGACGUGAGGGUCGAUACAACGGUGGUCGCUACUUGUUAUGAAUACGGUGAUGGUUGCUGUGGCGGUGGCGGUAGAGGCCGUGGUGGAGGAAGCGGUGGAUACAUACAGAAGCUUGACGGCCGUAUCAUUAGCGAGGUUCAGUUCCAUGGAAACAAUGGUGGUGGUGGUGGAGGUGGAGGCCAUGGUGGAGGAAACGAUGGAUACCGCAGUGGAGGCGGUGGUGGUUAUGGAAGCGAUGGUGGAAGACGUGAAUGUAGAUACAAUGGUGGUGGUUGGUGGAGGUGGUUGCCCCAUCCACAAAAUCUUGAACAUAAGACUUCGUCCACAAGAUCUUCAUCCACAACAUGGAGAUGGAAGCCGUGA